Molecule: messenger RNA, 666 nt
Organism: Pistacia vera
Lineage: Eukaryota; Viridiplantae; Streptophyta; Magnoliopsida; Sapindales; Anacardiaceae
Product: glycine-rich protein A3-like
Exons: 2
Coding region: 2-439 (145 amino acids)
Source: RefSeq, a predicted model, not a curated record
UAUGGGAGGUGGCAAGACUGAUAAGGGACUCUAUUCGCAUGGCUAUGGUGGUCAUGGUUAUGGAUAUCCUCCUGCAGGGCAGUAUCCUCCUCCCCCGACAGCAUAUCCUCCGCAAGGUUACCCGCCACAAGGCUAUCCACCGGCCGUAGGGUAUCCGCCUGCUGGCUACCCACCACCACCGCCACCAGUCGCGUAUCCUCAAGCUGGUUACCCUCAACCUAGUUAUCCACCUGGCCCAUAUUCUCAACCUUAUUCAGGGCAUGGUGGACUGGGGGGACUUUUAGCCGGGGGUGCUGCUGCUGCUGCGGCUGCCUAUGGUGGUCACCGCUUGUCACACGGCGGCUACUCUGGGUAUGGCGGGCACCAUUAUGGUGGCAAGUUCAAGCGUGGAAAGCUCGGGAAAUUCAAGCAUGGAGGCAAAUUCAAGAAGUGGAAGUGAUCCUCGAUCACUCGUGCAGCAACAUGAAUUGAGACUCUUGGCUCUCUAGAACUGCCAAGUUUUUUAAAUAAUCAAAUUUAUCUUAAAUAAUGUCUCGAGUCUUUGCUAGCUGUGCUUAUUUGACAAGAUUAUAACUAUAUCAGCCUUCUGGCUUCUACGAGAAUAUCAUAUGUUACGCAAAUAUUAUGUGAAAAACUUUAAAGACUUUGUUUGAAGUUUUCCAAGCA